AUGUUGUUUUUAAAUUUGCGGCAAACUUCAAUUCGUUCAUGGCAUCUGCCAACGUUAGUGCACGCAGCGAGUGGCAAACGGUGUUCGCGAAGCUAUAGCAGUCAAGCAAAAAUUAACAAAGAUACGAUCGAUUUGUAUCGGCAGCAGUAUGUGCGAGAUACGUGGACGAAUCUAACACCUAAAGUAUUGUCACAUCUCGAUCGGAAUCUGCACCUUCAGCGGAAUCAUCCACUCUCUAUCGUACGAGAUAAAAUAGUUAAGUAUUUUUAUGGCGCCUACUUGAGCCCACGUGGCAAUCCACUAUUCAGCGUGUACGACAACCUCAGCCCGGUGGUGUCGGUGGAGCAAAACUUUGAUCAGCUGCUGAUACCGCAGGACCACCCAAGUCGAACUAAAAGCGAUUGCUACUACGUAAACAAGGACUAUCUACUGCGGGCGCAUACCACAGCACACCAGGUGGAGUUGAUUCAGGCAGGUUUGGAUAACUUUCUCGUUGUCGGAGACGUUUACAGGCGGGAUGAAAUCGACGCCACGCACUACCCAGUGUUUCACCAGCUAGAUGCAGUGCGGAUUGUCCAUCAAGACAAGCUGUUCGAACGCAACCCGGAGCUAAAAAUUCACGAGAUGCACUAUAAGACACACCUGUCUAAUGGAAACCCCUCCACUGAUAACAGCAGCCCGCUUGCGAACUGCAUUGAUCAGCACAAACAGCCAUGUCACACGCUGGAAGCGGUGAAGCUGUGUGAGCAUGAGAUGAAAAAAACACUGGUCGGUCUGGUGCAGAAGCUAUUUGGUGAAGGAAUCAAAUAUCGGUGGGUGGAUGCAUAUUUCCCGUUCACCCAACCCUCGUGGGAGCUGGAAAUCUUUUUUAAUGGUAGCUGGCUCGAGAUUCUCGGGUGUGGCAUUACGCGAAACGAAAUUCUUGAGCGUGCCGGGGUGCAGAAUUCGAUCGCCUAUGCCUUCGGUGUUGGUCUGGAGCGUUUGGCAAUGAUUCUGUACGACAUUCCGGAUAUACGCCUUUUUUGGAGUACAGACAGCGGCUUCCUGAACCAGUUCCGCGACGAUCGAAUCAUUAAGUACAAGCCGGUUUCAUCAUAUCCGCAGUGCACCAAUGAUUUGUCGUUCUGGCUGCCAGAAGGUAUGUCGGAGGAACAAUUUUCUCUGAACGAUUUUUACGACAUUGUAAGAAAUGUUGGAGGAGACAUAAUCGAGCAGGUAAAGUUGAUCGACCGUUUUACUCAUCCGAAAACGGGCAAGAGCAGUCUCUGUUUUCGUAUUGUAUACCGGCAUAUGGAACGCACGCUAACGCAGGCGGAAGUAAACGUGGUUCACUCUAAAAUUGGUUCGGAUUUAGUUGAAAUGUACAAUGUUAGCAUACGAUAAGACGAAUAUAAAUAAAAAUAUUGUGUGUGUCACUUAGUACACAUUAUAAUUUUUUUUAAACU
Molecule: messenger RNA, 1445 nt
Organism: Anopheles nili
Lineage: Eukaryota; Metazoa; Arthropoda; Insecta; Diptera; Culicidae
Gene: PheRS-m
Product: probable phenylalanine--tRNA ligase, mitochondrial
Exons: 2
Coding region: 1-1383 (460 amino acids)
Biological process (GO): phenylalanyl-tRNA aminoacylation
Cellular component (GO): cytoplasm; mitochondrion
Molecular function (GO): ATP binding; phenylalanine-tRNA ligase activity; tRNA binding
Source: RefSeq, a predicted model, not a curated record